Stomoxys calcitrans (stable fly) is the source of this 4248-nucleotide messenger RNA. It is a transcript of the gene btz, whose product is annotated as protein CASC3. Bases 183 to 2735 code for a protein of 850 amino acids. Lineage: Eukaryota; Metazoa; Arthropoda; Insecta; Diptera; Muscidae. Gene Ontology annotation, biological process: mRNA processing. Gene Ontology annotation, molecular function: mRNA binding. The record is from RefSeq and is a predicted model, not a curated record. Gene Ontology annotation, cellular component: exon-exon junction complex. The transcript is spliced from 2 exons.
CGGCGCCCGUGACGGUCACAAAGCCAAAUACAGCUCCUGGAGGAGCUAGUUCUGGUUCGCUGGGGACAAAUGGGACUUCCCCCACGCAAGAAAAAUCCAGUAAUUCACAUCCACAUGAUUCGGAAUACGAUACAGCUAGUGAUUUGGAAGGUGGUGAAGAGUACGAUGAUGACGAAUAUGAUAUGGAUGAUAGUUUAACAGAUGAGGACGAGGAUGAUUUAUCAGAGACUGAUGACGACGACGAGGAGGAGGAUGACGAAGGCGUGGAGGAUGAUAUCACGCCGCAGGAGAAAGUCGAUGCGGAAGCCCAAAAGAAAGUAGAUGAGGACCGUAGUAAUCCACAAUAUAUUCCUAAAAGGGGUACCUUUUAUGAGCACGAUGAUCGUACUGCUGAAGUAGAGGGUGAAUGCAUUGAAAUUGAGGGACCAGAAGAUGUAGAAGGUCAAGCCAUUGCAAACGGUGGUUCUGGAGGAAAUGCGGCUGGAACCAAAUCAUCUGCCACAACUACCAUAUCAUCUGCAUCAAAGACUAUGAAAAAAUGGCAACCAGCUUCAGGAGUCGACCGUUGGUCACAUGAUCGCUUUGAUCCUUCCGAGCAGGCUCCAAAAUCUAGGACAGAAUUGGUUUCUGCAUAUGGUUAUGAUAUACGUACAGAGGAUGCGCCUCCAAAAGCCCGCAGAAGACGCCGUUACGGCAGGGGACCAAGUAAGUACAACCGCAACUGGGAAGACGAGAGUGCCUACCUGAAGACAAACAAUAAAGAGCGAAAACCACCAAAGCCCUCAGACUUUCCAGCUUUAAAUGAGAAUUCAGGAAAGCAGAGGCGUUCAUCGGGUCGCACACAGGAAGAAAAGGAGAAUCGUAUGGAACGUCGUAGAAGGGAGGGUAGAUCUGACAGAUCCGAAAGACAGGGUUCUUCAAGAAGUAAUUAUCAGGAUGAUUACAAUGACCGCAAAGAGCGUGGUGAUGGGGGAGGGCCUAAAAAUGCGAAAUUCAAAUCUAAUUUUAGUCGUCAAAAUCAAGCAACAGUUGGCAGACAGGCCGCCAUGGAGUUUAAGCAAAAGAAUCGCCAAACACACCAAAGCAAUACGACUCCCUCCAACCAAGGCAGUACUAGCAGUAAUUUGAGUAAUCGUUUGGAAGCUCAUCGUCAACCUAAUCACAAUCAAUACCAAGGUCAGCAGAAUAAUAAAAGCCCUCCAUCUGGCAGUAGUGUUGGAAAGCAGCAAAAUCAGUCAGUUGCUCAACAUCAACAUAAUGAUAGCUAUAACAAAAAGAAGAAUUUCGACCAGGGACAUCAACAACCGACUCAGGCUUCGCCACAAACUGUUGCAACAAUACAGCAAUCCAAUCAGCAGCAACCACAAACGUCUUCACUAAACCAUUCGCUAAAUCGACAGCAAAACGCUCCUUUGCAAGCAAAGACAACCCAGAUGCCAAGCACGAAUUUAUCGCAACGUCUGCAGCAGGUACAAAAUCGUAACGAUCCCAGUCAUGUGGGAAGUGUUCAAAUGCACGCAUUGGCCUCCCAAAAUCAACAACAGCAACAGCUUAUGCAGCAUCAACAGUCCCCUAAUAUGAUGAUGACUGCUGCUGCUCCCCAACAAGUGAUAAAUCAAGCACAGGCACAGGAACAAAGAGGACCACCUAAACGUUACUCGAGCUUGCGCCGGUCUCAGCACGAGUCUCAACAUAUUGCCGAACACCAACAACUGCAGCAAUUACAUAUGCAACAACAAACAGCGGCUCCGCCGCCAUUGUUAUUGCCCGCAGAUCAAGCCAUGCUACAAGCGAAUCUCAUGCAAAUGUACCAUCAAGAAAAUAUGCAGGCGCAAAUGCAAGCUUUGCAAGUGUCACAACAACCAAAUGUUCCCAAACAAGCCGCCUAUGCACCCGCGGGUCCGCCAACACAGCCGCCUGGACCAUAUCCAGGGGCAGCAGCCGGUACACCAGCGGCAUAUUAUGUCGCCCCCGAUGCAUACACUGCUGCCACUGCAGCACAGGCCACACAAGCGACAUAUGCAGCCCAACAGGCUGCGCCAAACUAUAUGGCUCAGCAGCAAACCGCUGCAACUUUGGCAUAUGCAAAUGCCGCACCCAACCCACAGCAAACUGCGCCACCAACGUCAGCAUUUGGAGCAACACCAAAUGUUGGUGUAGUGCCGCAAGCAAAUCCUGGAGCCAACACAGCAGCAAACUAUCAAAACUACAAUACCGUUGGUGGUACCACAUAUUUUGUGCCUCCACCUACCCAAACCGCUAACCGACCCGUUCCAUUACCCCAACGAAGACCCACUAAUGCUAUUCCCAUACUGCCACCAUCAGAGAAAAAUAAGCCUUUAUCCGUUCAGCAAAAGACACAUGACACAAAGGACGAUUCGAAAUCGAGUACUUCAACAACAAAUCAAACGACAUCUGCACCCAUUGGUAGUGCUGAAAACAUUGAUCAUAUAAUUGACAAUAUGUUUGUUCAACGGCCAGCGUUUCAACCUCCAGCAAAUGCAGCGGCAACUUCUUCAGCGGCAGCCACCAGUAGCAAACCAGUUGCCAAUGAAUCGUCAACGAUGUCGUCGUCGUCAUCAUCAUCAUUGGCAGCAGACAAUUCAAAUGCUAGCCCAAAUGUUGCUUCCUCAACAGAUAGCAGUAAUACUCCAAGUCAGAUUAGCGAAAAGCUUACAAAUGAUGCGGCCACAACUGAGAUUAGUAACAAUAAUCCAAUAUCAACACAAGAAUGAGAACAAAAGAAACGUUACUAUUAUAAUACACAGUAUAAUCAGCAACAACACCAGCAUCAUCAUCACCAUCAUCAACACCAACAGCAACAACAGCUACAACCAACACAACAGCAUCAUCAUAUUAACAAUAACAGCAAUAACAACAACGUAAACAUAUUAAAUAACAAACGCAAAUUUUAUUAGACAAAAACACAAAAAAAACAGAAAAACGAAAUGAAACAAUUUUAAAAAAGAAAUGCAUGAACUUAAAAGAAAAAAAUAUCUAUACACACACAUACAUACAUACAUAUAUGUACUAAUACUAAUAGCAUCCCUCGACCACUGAUUUCGGUGUACUUUGGUGAUAAGUUGAUUGAGUUUAUAUAGUUCAGAUUGUCUAUAUGUAGGAGAUUAAAUAUAUAUUGUCGUACUGGUAUCAUUCGGGUAACGACACUAAGAUUCAAGAAAGUUUUUGGCGCUCACGAAUAAUUUUUUUUUAUUCUUGGGAACUAUGAUACACAAUAUUCACUGAGAAAAAAAAACAAGAAAUAUGUAAAAAUUGAGACGAAUUUUAGAAACCUUUGCAAACUAUGAUCACGGAACUGGUUAUGUAUGCAUACAAUUUAAAAUCUUCCAUUAUAUUCCUUUCCCUGUAUACUACCGAUUUUGAAAUUUUGUUGAUAAUUAAAUUUAACCUUUUUUAAUUUAAUACUUUUAAUCAAUUUCUUUACAUUACAUUGUUGCCUCAUUUAUACAAAUGUAAAGAUAAAGAGAAUAAGCCACCCCACCCUAGAGGAUGGGGUAUAUGAAUUUUGUUAUUCCAUUUGCACUACACGUGGCUUAGCAGUCAGCCGGUGCAACUGUGUCAUCUGCAAAUCCUACACCCAAACGUUUAAAUAAGGUUUGUCUCUGUUUAAAUAAGGUUCGCAAUUUUUUGGGAAACAAAAAAAUAGUUUUUCGAAGAAAUUUAAUUUCUUUUUACAAUUUAAAUGUUUAUGGUCAUAUUGUUUCUGACAUUUCAGAAUCUUUGCUAAAUCAAUUUAUCACAAAACUACACUUCCAUACUUACAUACAAUUGUAUCCAUAAGGCUGCUGCUUUUGUUGUAAAUUAAAAAUUCUUUUUAUACUUGUAUUUUGUUUUAUAUUAACUUAUAAAAAAAAUUAACAAUUUUUUAUUUAAUUUUUAUAACUUCUUUUCAUCUAACAAUGAACUUUUUCCAUUACAUUUUCCAUUACUGUCCUUAAAAUAAGACUAGCUCUUGUUUUUAGUUUCUUUUUCUUUUCUUUUUUUGAUAUAUACAAACAAACUACUUUGUUUUAAAACUCACAAGCAACUACAUAAAUAUUUAGUUUUUUUUAUUGUUUUUUUUUUUAUUACUAUUAUUAUUAAAGCUGUGCUAUUGCGUUUGUAUUUAGUGAAACGACAAUUAAACAAAAGAUAUAUAUAUAUAUUUAUAAAUUAGCUUUUAGCAUUUCAAUGAAGAAAAUACGAGUAUAAAGAAAAACCCAUAGUGAAGAAUCGCUCAUCUUUAUA